Molecule: messenger RNA, 786 nt
Organism: Penicillium digitatum Pd1
Lineage: Eukaryota; Fungi; Ascomycota; Eurotiomycetes; Eurotiales; Aspergillaceae
Product: cytochrome c1 heme precursor protein
Source: RefSeq, a predicted model, not a curated record
AUGCAGACCGACUCGAUAACGGCAACAUGGAAGAAACGCAAGUGGGACCAUGAGGAGCCUAGAAGUCUAACACGCCCAACAACAUAUGUCUCAUCCUGCCGAGUGGAUCGGCCUGAAUACGAUGGUGGCUGCUCGUUGCCUCUGUCACGACACCCUGACGGAACAGACAUCUCCUUUCGACCACGCUGCCUCCCUCGAAAGCGCCGACACGUCCAAGGCCCUUAUCUUACACUGCCAUCCCACCAGCACCAGCAUCAACAACAGCUCCAGCUCCAACAAUCUCCAACCCACCUUUCCCCAAACGUUUACGGCGCCCCAAACCAAGACCCAUACUCACCCCCGGUCUCCCCUAAAACUCUCGUCCCAUUGCCCUACCCAUCGCAACAAUCCGCCUCCCCCUCCGCGCUCCGCCCUUGCCACAUCUGCCAUCGCCGGCCAACAACCCGGCAAGUCCUCGACGCCUACGCAGAUUGUGAUCUCUGCCACGAACGGGCAUGCUUCAUCUGUCUCCGGCAAUGCGAUAGCGCAUCCUGUGGCGGGACUUUCGGUCUGCCAGAAGUGCAUAUGCACGUGCACAUGAGCUCAAAUGACGACGGCAGCUAUGAUACUAGCGAGGCGCCGAGGAGGAAAAUCUGCUCCAGCUGUGCUGUGGAGGAAAUUACCGAGACUGGGGCGGAGAUUGUGCGUUGUGUUGACUGUGUGCGUGGUACGGGCUCGUGGGCUUCAGCGGCUAUUCCGUCUGACUGGGCUUUGGAUGACAUGCGGCAUGAGGACAUGACCGGGUAA